This is a messenger RNA of Aspergillus wentii DTO 134E9, 2145 nucleotides long. RefSeq names its product patatin-like phospholipase domain-containing protein. The transcript has 2 exons. Bases 1 to 2145 code for a protein of 714 amino acids. Gene Ontology annotation, molecular function: triacylglycerol lipase activity. Gene Ontology annotation, biological process: lipid metabolic process. The record is from RefSeq and is a predicted model, not a curated record. NCBI's taxonomy places the organism in Eukaryota, Fungi, Ascomycota, Eurotiomycetes, Eurotiales, Aspergillaceae.
AUGAGCUCGGGGGAAAAGUCCACGAAUAUCGACUUAUUCGAUCCCAGCGCCCUUCCCGAUUUCGACCAAGAAUUCAUCGACCCAGAUGAUCUGCGGCAAUUCGAGAAUGCCUUGAACAACAACGAAGCUUCGCCUCUGAUAGCCAUCAAUGACUGGCGACCUAUCAACCAACGGGUGGUGCGCAAGAACCGCGACCGUCGGAAACAACUUAGGAGGAGUAAGGAUGAGACGAGGGAGGGGGUCCUCUACACCGUCUUGAAGUGGCCGUUUCUCUUCACCGUGUUUGCUUGGAUUACGGUGCUUGGCUUCGUUUACGUCUUGACUCGGUUGUAUAUUUUUUUAUAUGAGCAAUGGGUGACAUGGCGGGGUACGAGGGAGAGACUCCGGAGAGUGUUGUCCAUACAGACGAAUUAUGCGGAUUGGCUGCAAGCUGCCCAGGCGUUGGAUGUCUAUCUUGGGAAUGAAAAGUGGAAGAAAUCAGACGAAUAUGCAUACUAUGACCAUCUCACCAUCAACAGGGUGGUCGCACAAUUGAGGAAAGUCAGAAAGGAGGCCGAGUGGGAGGUACAGAACAGACGUGCCAGCUCGAGUGAGUUGCCUUCUGUCGAGGAGCUGUGUUCUCUUCUGGAGGCCUGCGUCAAGAACAACUUUGCCGGCGUGGAAAACCCUCGAAUCUACAGUGAAGCAUACUCCGGGACCAAGGACCUUGUACAGGAAUACAUUGACGAGGUGCAUGCGUGCAUGCAAGUGGUGCUGGACAGCAAGCAGAUCAGCAAUGAGGAUAAAUACCAGCACUUCAAGCAUUUGGACACAAAUUUUGGCCGAACUGCGCUGUGUCUCUCUGGAGGAGCCACGUUUGCCUAUUACCACUUUGGCGUGAUCAAAGCGCUGCUCGAUAACGAUGUUCUACCCGAGAUCAUCACCGGGACGUCCGGAGGCGCAUUGGUGGCCGGCUUAGUUGCCACCAGAACCGAUGAGGAAUUGAAACAACUGCUCAUCCCCGCGCUAGCCCACAAAAUUAGAGCUUGUCAUGAAGGUUUCACAACCUGGAUGCUGCGCUGGUGGCGCACAGGCGCGCGUUUUGACACGCUGGACUGGGCUCGGCAAUGCAGCUGGUUCUGUAGAGGCUCUACCACGUUUCGUGAAGCGUACGAACGGACAGGUCGCAUACUCAAUGUGACGUGCGUCCCGUCCGAUCCCCACUCACCGACUAUUCUGGCAAACUACUUGACAUCGCCCGAUUGCGUCAUAUGGAGUGCCGUGCUUGCCUCUGCGGCGGUCCCUGGGAUUUUGAACCCCGUGGUUUUGAUGACCAAGAAGCGUGAUGGUACCCUCGCCCCAUAUUCUUUUGGGCACAAGUGGAAGGAUGGUAGUCUACGGACGGAUAUACCCAUCAAAGCGUUGAAUUUACAUUUCAACGUUAACUUUACUAUUGUCUCGCAGGUAAAUCCACACAUCAAUCUCUUCUUUUUCAGUUCUCGAGGAGCUGUAGGCCGGCCAGUUACACACCGAAAAGGUCGAGGAUGGCGCGGUGGUUUUCUGGGCUCUGCCAUUGAGCAGUACGUCAAGUUGGACAUGAACAAAUGGCUCAAAGUUCUACGACAUCUUGAACUCUUACCACGGCCGAUGGGUCAAGAUUGGAGUGAAAUCUGGCUGCAAAAGUUCAGCGGCACAGUCACAGUUUGGCCCAAGAGCAUUCCAUCCGAUUUCAUCCAUAUCCUCUCUGACCCCACCCCCGAACGAUUAGCACGAAUGCUCCAUGUGGGCAAGCAAAGUGCUUUCCCGAAGAUACAAUUUAUCAAGAAUCGAUUGAAAAUAGAAGGCGAAAUAAUGCAGGGACUGCAGAAGAAUUCCCCUGCUGGUGAUCGGGUAGCGUCUCCCAUCUUAUCCCGUCGUCGCCAACAACACGAACAAGAGCACUCUGAUCCGAUGGUUGAGCGUCUUGACGAAAACCUUCCAGAGCGUCAGCCAGACUACAAGGAUGACUCGAGAUAUAGCGAACUGUCCGAUAGCCUGUCUGCUGGAUCGUCUCGGCCACAGACCCCGGAACCUCGCCGGGGGAGUUUGAUGGAGGAAAUGAGACGGCAAUCCGCGGUGUUUUUUGACGAUGCGGAUAUGUAUGGGGAGAAUACAAUUAUGAACUGA